CAAGGUUGAGAAGAAAACAACAUAAGCAAGGAAGUGAGAAAAAAAAAAUGACUUCCAUGGUUUCUCUCUUUGUCAUCUUCUUCUCUUCUCUGACCCUUCUCUCCAUUGCCAGUGCUGCAGAAGAAAGAGCCCCCCAUGGCUUAGCCAGAGAAAACCCAAUGGCUUUUCCACCAUCAGCCUAUAAAUUUUUUCAUCCAACCAACCAAAACCCUAUUGCCAAAGACCCCUGUAAGGCAUCCAAUUGCUCACCAUUAAUGCCUAUAGCAGCCCAAGUGCAAGCAACUGAAGCACUUGAGAGCAAAGUUUCUGCAUCCCAGAAUGGAAGGACCAGAUUGGGAGUUGGUGGGAUUGCUGGCAUUGUGUUUGGUUUAGCAUUUGCAGCCUUUGUGGCCAUGGGUGUUUACCGUGUACUUGUCUCACGUAGAGAAGAUAUGAGGAAAGCCAACACUGUCAAACCUGAUGUUCUCACUGCAUGAGGUUUCACAGCUUGACCAAAGCCUCGAACCCAAUUUCAUCUCUCUAUGGAUCUUUCUUUCAUUGUACUAAAACCAGAUUAUUUAGUUUGUAGCUAUAAUUUAUUAGUGAUUAGUUGCAUGGUAAUUACGAGUACGACAUGUUUACUUAUCAAGAAAGUGUUUUAGAAGAAAAUGAAUUAUUUCAA
Molecule: messenger RNA, 661 nt
Organism: Prunus avium (sweet cherry)
Lineage: Eukaryota; Viridiplantae; Streptophyta; Magnoliopsida; Rosales; Rosaceae
Source: RefSeq, a predicted model, not a curated record